Molecule: messenger RNA, 3303 nt
Organism: Penaeus indicus
Lineage: Eukaryota; Metazoa; Arthropoda; Malacostraca; Decapoda; Penaeidae
Product: homeobox protein aristaless-like 4
Exons: 4
Coding region: 1804-3303 (499 amino acids)
Biological process (GO): regulation of transcription by RNA polymerase II
Molecular function (GO): RNA polymerase II transcription regulatory region sequence-specific DNA binding; DNA-binding transcription factor activity, RNA polymerase II-specific
Source: RefSeq, a predicted model, not a curated record
GGUUCACCACACCGCACCACAGCGACCUCUCGGUGCCUCCUGGCGGUGCCUCCUGUGGUGCCUCCUGUGGUGCCACAGCGAGGCCCCCUCCUCGCCUCCCGGCCGGCGUCCUGGGCCUCUCGGGCAUUCCAGAUCGAGAGGAGGAUUGCACUAUUCCAAGGCGCACUUUGGCGAUGAUGAUAAGAUACGGCGCUGAGUCUCCCGCAGAUUUUUUCCCUCCCGCAUCACAGGGUGGCAUGUGCACGUGUGCGUGACGUCACGAUGAGGGUACCCAAGGUUCCCCCCUAUUGGUCGCCGACGCCGCUGUCGUCACGAGUCUCCCGGAAUGCACGUCGUGAUUGGCUUUCGCCUUAGCAGUCCGUCCAAUCGUAACUGGAAUAUAAAGAUGAGAGCCUAAGAAACCCGUGUUCUGAUUGGCGUAUUGGGCGUGGCAUACCUCGAGGACUCUGGGUAGUGUCGUCUCCUCCCAUUGGCUGCUGAGCGCGGGCCAAGAUGGCAGCAGCGCCACUUCUAGUGAGGCGAUUGGUCGAGGCGGCGGUGGGCGGGGCCGACUAGCCCUAACGAGCAUAAUUGCCGUAUAUAAAGAAAAGUUGGUGGUUAGAUUUGAUCAAGUCGAUGUGAGCGCUUUGCCUUCCUGGCUAAAUUAGUGGAAGCCGGAGACCAAUUGAGACUAGUUAGAGUCGCAGGCCGGACGGAAUUGGGGCGACCCGCGGAAAGUUGCGACUGCUGAUUACCCGCCCAUUGUUCUCGUUAGAGGAUAUUUCUAGGAUCGCGAGGCGUGGGGAGCCCCCAAUUGUGACCAUUGGCGGGCGGCCGUCUUGUGUGCGAGUGCCAGCGCCCCUGGAAGCCCCGGCCGUGACGCCGCUCCCUUGAUUACCACUUAUUACCACUGCCUACGGAGCCACAGGUCCCGGCCUCAGCGCGGAUCCCUCUUGGGGCGGCGAACGAGUACUACCUCUUCCUCUCCGAGGUCCUGCGGCCCACCACGGGCUCUGGAAGAGUCCUCGAGUCCCAGCGCGAAGAGGAGGCGGUGUUGGUCUCUCCAGAGGCGCGAUUGCAUCUUCGUCCCGUGACCCUCAUCGAGGCCGUCGCCGACCCGGGUGAUUAGCCUUAACAACGAGCCAUCAGCGACGCGCCGGGAACUGCCGUCAAUUGGAACUACCGCCCGGGGCUUAACGAGACCCCUCGCCCCCCCCUGAUGGACCCACGCGGGGGGAAGAAGGAGAUUAACACGCCAGGUUAAGAGACGGACGCCAAUUAGGGAGUGUGUCAUCGCCGCGGUGACGAAGCGUGAUUGCGCGCGAGGGAAGCCCUGCCUGCCGCCGUCCCCGCCCGCGACUGCGCCCCCGAGGGUAGGCUUAAGCGAUCUCGUGAUUGUGACAAAUAAGGUGCGUGUUGCAGCCCGCCAAUUGCGCUAACGAAGACUCGGCCUUCAGGACGCCCGAGACGCCUCAAGACACCACGUGAGCCCGUGACGUCACCGCUCGUUGGAGGAGCAAGAAGAAGGAAGAAAGGAAGGAGAUAAGAGAACUUGAAAGAAGGGCCAAGGAAAGAAAAGGCAAAGUGUGAUCGACUCCAAGUAAUUCCUGUGUAUUCCUGUAGUUCGAUAGGCAAGUGCGAGAGACAGAUCCAUAGUUAGAAAGACAGAGAACAUUUUUUUUUAAAGAAAAUUCAAAUAGCAAGCGAAAGACAAGCAAUCAGUGUCCACAGGCCAGGAGCGCCGAGCGCCGAAAGAAUUCCGAAGGAACAGCCCGUAGAGCGCCUCGCCGCGCCAGCUUGGAUGCCGGAGGGCGGGAAGGAGGCAUGAACGGGCAGUCCCCCACCUCCAGCAGCGCCACCAGUCCGGCCUCCGUCACAGCUCCCGUCGGCGUCGUUGGCAAGUCCCUCGGGGGCCCCUCUGCAGCAGGCGGGAACCUUGGAGGCGUCGUCGGAGGCGCAGGAGCCGGAGGCGGCAGCGGAGGAGGCGGCGGAGGCGUGGCCACGAGCGGGGGCGGGGGCGUAGCGCCGCCGACAAGCCUUUCGGGCGGAGCCGCGGGCGGCGGCGGCGGAGGAACCUUCCACAGCAUCCAGGUCAUGUUAGGUCUUCCAGGCGACCUCAUGCUGUCGUCGUCCCUCCCGCCCUCGCACAGGGACUACCACGACCCCCCCUUGCCCCCCACGCCCACGCCGGCCACCCACACCAUGACGCCCAUCCCGCACACCACCACCCACUCCACUGCCCCCACGCCGCCCCAGCCGGCCCACUACAACCCACAGCAGCAGCAGCAACAGCCGCCCACACUGCCCGCUCUCACAAACCUCAACGCCCAGACGAGCCACGCCCACGUCCAGAACAACCACACCCACGUCCAAACUUCACACGCCCACGUGGCAGCUGGCGCGCAUAACCACGCCCACAAUCAUGCCCACGGGCAGGCAGGGACGAGCACGUCUCUGGAGUCGUCGAUGGGCGGCCCGGUGGUGGGCGAGAAGAGGAAGCUGGAGGACAACGGGCCCGCGGGCGGGUACCCGCCGGUGCAGGCCGCCCAGGCAGCGCCCGCGCAGUGCUCCCCCCCGCCCGGCCAGCCCCAGCCCGGCAACGCAGGCGAAUCGGCAACCAAGAAAUCCGAUUCGAAAGCAAAGAAAGCGUCAGACACACCUGGCGUCAAGAAAAAGAAAACCAGAACCACAUUCACCGCCUACCAGCUCGAGGAACUGGAGCGGGCGUUCGAGCGGGCGCCGUAUCCGGAUGUGUUCGCGCGGGAAGAGUUGGCCGUCAAACUCAACUUGUCCGAAUCCCGUGUCCAAGUGUGGUUCCAGAACCGCCGCGCGAAAUGGAGGAAGCGAGAACCGCCCAGGAAAAAUUAUAUUCCACCAGGAGGAAUGGGAGGCGGUUUGGGCGGCACAUUCAACUCCCUCAAUUCUCUGAACACGCUCUCGCCCUUCAACUCCGGAGAAGCAUGGAGUUACUCCACGUCCUACGACCCCGCCCACCUCAAUCUGCUAGGCCCCGCCUCUUACUCAUUCUCAGCCAAUCAUAACCCGGGCUACAGCUACCCUAUGCUUUCUCAGCCAGUGGGGAUCAACGAUUCCCUUUUUACAAAUCCCAUCGGCCAAAUGCGGGCGGGAGAUUUCCAGUCGUCAACGGGGAUGCGGGAUUUUGGGAGCGGCCCCCUGAAGACCUACGAUUACCUGCAGGAAGUCAAGACGGAGGAUUUUCUCCAGGAGAAGCGAGACGCCAACAUGAACAGCGUCCGCCACCAGCUGGCCCCAAAGGAAAACAAGGAUUCUUCGUACACCACGCUCCCUUCUUUUUUAAGCUAA